GAGGAGUCCUGUGUUCAAAGCUGUUGGUCCAACAAGACAUUCACAUCUCAUUCCCAGAGGCUCAAAUCAGCAUUUAAGGCCUAAGUAGCCACUUACAUGCAAAUCAGAGUAUCCGUAUUGGGAACAAGCUGUCCCACAGAGAUGCCCGUAUUUGUUACUGUUCCUGUCAGCUCCCAGUGAGCACGCUAAUACAAGCAGAAAUGAGCAUGCAUCUGCCUCCUCACAGAAGCCCAAAUGCAGCCUCUUGUACGCUUUCAUACACAGCCUGACACUGCAGCGAUCCUAGCCAAAUAAAUCAAAGAACAUCAGUCUGGCCUCAUAUUUGCAAAUAGUGCCAGGCUACCAAAUGCUAUUGCCCCUACACACACAGAUAAAUAGAGAAACACAUCUGUCCACUCAGUCACACCUAUUUGUAACUGUGCUCAUAUGCAUCUGAUGUAAAUGUUUAUAUAUAAGCAAAGAAAGUAGAUAUUUUCAUGUAAAUUCAAUAUCUUUAUAAGCAGUAAAGCAUAUUUUCUGCACAUAUGCAUUAGAUUUCUACAGUAACAUGAAUUUAAAGACGUAUGCAAAGAAACCAUUAACAGACGUUUUAUGGAUAUGCGUAAGUGGAUAUGUGUUGUUAUACAUUAAUCCAGUGCACUCCAUAUCCUUCUGGUAAAACAAAGCUCACCCCAAUUUCCUGAGAGUCAGGGCUUUCUCGCCUCCAUAAGAAAUGUCUCAUAUCCCUGUGCAUUGACACGGUUAUCUGCAGCUGCAGGAGACACCUAGAGCUUUAUUUCUGAAACCUCAUCUUCAGCCAUUAACCGAAAAAAGAACUGUCAGUCAUUAUGGAUCAAAGGGCCUCUGUUCGUAACCUUCAGCCGCUAAGUGAUCACACGUGCCUUGAGCCAGUUCACUAAACCACAGGGCAUGGUAUUCUCACAGCAGUGCACCUACCAGUGCUGGUGUGGGUGAGCUCCCCACCAUAGGACAUCGGUCCAGCUUCCAGCGGAAAGCUCACGCUGACAGGUAUCCAUCCCGUUCAGGCCCUGGGAACUCACAGUACCCCAAGGAGUUUCCAAAAUGAGAUGAUAUCUCUACUCUGGUGCAGAAUAAGUGUACCUGAUAAACAGCUUUACUUCUACUGACUCUAGACCAGCAGGACUUACUGUGCAUAGAGCAGAAAUAAAUGAGAGUAAGGCCAUUAUGUAUCGUGACUCUCUGAGGGUCACCUCUGCUCAUAUCUAGGUUCUAAACUGUGAACAGUUUUGUUCCUCUUUCCAUAUGUUCUCCAAGAGCUGUAGAGUGAUUCAGCCCAUUUCUUCCCGAGCGCUUUUCCUCCUUAAUCAUUUUAGGGGAUCUUUUUUUUUUUCAAAUUUAAACCAGAAAACCUCUUCGUGACGUUAGUUACCGCUUGAGUCACAUUUUUGGAGGGACAGAAACCCUCCCCCUCCUUCUGCAUUCGCAGUCUGUGGCUCUGUGACGAUCGGAGCCGCAUGUGCAAAGAUAUGCGCAGAGCCCUGCAAGCGCCAAUGCCUUGGUGUGCGACAUUCGAGCCGGUGCUGAAGCCCCCGUUCCCGACACGUGUUGGUCGUGUCGGUCGCAACGUGGCCUUCGGUGAGCGGGGAGGAGGACGGUCUUGUGACAACUGCGCUGGAGGAAGGCCUGGGUCCUGCCCCGGGCGCUCUCACCAGACAGCAGCUGCCGCGGAUAGAGAACUGCGUCCAGAAGAAAUCGAAGAAUUAAGAGAAGCCUUUAAGGAGUUUGAUAAAGACAAGGAUGGGUUUAUUAACUGCAGGGACCUGGGGAACUGCAUGCGAACCAUGGGCUACAUGCCUACUGAGAUGGAGCUAAUAGAACUCUCCCAGCAGAUCAACAUGAACCUGGGUGGCCAUGUGGAUUUUGAAGAUUUUGUUGAGCUGAUGGGACCAAAGCUGCUGGCAGAAACUGCAGACAUGAUUGGUGUAAAAGAGCUCCGUGAUGCCUUCCGAGAGUUUGACACCAAUGGCGAUGGGGAGAUCAGCACCAGUGAGCUGCGAGAAGCCAUGAAGAAGCUUCUAGGGCAGCAGGUGGGUCAUCGGGAUAUCGAAGAGAUCAUCCGGGACGUGGAUCUGAAUGGCGAUGGGCGUGUUGAUUUUGAAGAGUUUGUUCGCAUGAUGUCCCGUUGAAGAUUAUUCUCAGCUAAAGAAUCAGCACCUUAGAGAGGGCAGAAGAGGACCUAGAUGGAGCAUCUAGCCCCGAUGUUCCCACAUGAAGGUUAAUCGGCUGG
Cygnus olor (mute swan) is the source of this 2248-nucleotide messenger RNA. It is a transcript of the gene CABP1, whose product is annotated as calcium binding protein 1. The coding region runs from base 1476 to 2147 and encodes 223 amino acids. The transcript is spliced from 6 exons. Gene Ontology annotation, molecular function: calcium ion binding. The record is from RefSeq and is a predicted model, not a curated record. NCBI's taxonomy places the organism in Eukaryota, Metazoa, Chordata, Aves, Anseriformes, Anatidae.